UUUAGACGUGAGGACAACGUAGAUGCAGAAGUUAAAGCCAGUGGUUUUGCAAGGCAAAUAGAAAAAGAAAUUGACAUUUUCUUAACAGAAAUUGAUUUUGAAUAUAAAGAAGAAAAAGACAAUGAAGAUGUUGAGUCUGAUACGGGCAGUGAGGAUGAAACGUAUGAAAAUUGUGUUGAUAAUAUCGAAGAUUUGGAAUAUCAGUUAAAUGAUGUACAAGUUCAAGAUCGAACUGCAAAAGAAAAAUUUGAUGUUCCAACAAGAGAGACAGUACUAAAUAACGAUAAUGAACAUUUAAAGGAGAUAUCUACUGUACCAUGUUCUGACAAGCAAAGCAACAUGGAAAAUGAAUGUAAACGAAAUAACGGAGAUGUAGAAAAUGUAAUGGCCAAUGAAGAAUACAAUGAUUGUACAUCGUAUGGUUUAUCAUCAAACCCGGAAGACGAAGCAGCACAGGUUUAUGAUGACACACGAAGUAUACGGAGUAUUUCAACAGCUGCUACGAUUGCACCAGACGUGAUAAAAAAGAGAACAAAAUUAGCACUUGACAAACGUGAGAGGAGCCAGGCAAAGAGAGCACUUGUUAAAGGAGAAGCAAGCGCGGUGACGAGAAUACGAAGAGAUAAUAGAGCUACAAUUAAAGAAUCGACGGGAAUUUGGGGCUGGGAAUAAAGUACAAGUUAUAUUUAUUAUACUAUCCAGAAAAAUAAAGAAGAAAAUAUGGAAAGUAGUUCUAUCUGAAGAACUAAACAUUCAAUCCGUUUCGGAUUGCUUCAACUGCAUAAUUUUGUAAUAUUCAUAUAAUUAUCGUGUAAUUGCAGAACAGAUACUAUCAAAGAUAUGUACAGCUAAACUAAUACAAGCGGUUUGCCCAUAUUAUAUGCAAACUUGAUAUCCAGACGUAUUAUAUAUAAAAUUAGACGUGCAUAAAAUUUAUGCAUUAUUAAUGAAUAAUUUUAUCUUAAGUAUUAUUGUAUAUUAAUAUAAUUAAAUACUAAUGAGGACCUUUUUGCAUCUUGCAACAUAAAGCAUUAAGAUGAUGGGUUAAUCUAUUGUAAACCAAACUAGAAAUUCUAAAGAUUCAUAUUUUUCUCACAUGUUAAGCAGAUACUCGUCACAGAUGGACAAUCAAAACAAAAAUUAUCAGAUUCUAAAUAAACCUUUCACAUAAGAUAAAAUUUAUCAAACAUUUGUAGACCAUAUGUCAGAUUUUCUGAUUUUCUCAAUUUUGUCCUUUAAUCCUUUCCAAUCGGAGAGUCUAAUAACAUCCCUUCUCUUAAAACGUCGAACCAAUUAAGAAGAAUUUUAAGAAAUACCUCUUCUAAAUAUAGAUCGUACACUAAGGAUCCGAUCUUUAGAGACAAGUCGUCGUUCCCAAGAAGCUCUAGUCCAAGCCGUCCAAGCUCAAGUUCAGCUUCGAGUGUAUAAGUACAGAAGGAGAAGUUUUCUAGAGAGGCGCACAAUCAAGAGGAGAAUAG
Messenger RNA from Temnothorax curvispinosus, 1478 nucleotides. RefSeq names its product serine/threonine-protein kinase RIO2-like. The annotation marks the transcript as partial. The transcript is spliced from 2 exons. Lineage: Eukaryota; Metazoa; Arthropoda; Insecta; Hymenoptera; Formicidae. The record is from RefSeq and is a predicted model, not a curated record.